Messenger RNA from Rangifer tarandus platyrhynchus (Svalbard reindeer), 1005 nucleotides. NCBI's taxonomy places the organism in Eukaryota, Metazoa, Chordata, Mammalia, Artiodactyla, Cervidae. The record is from the annotation of a GenBank genome assembly.
AUGGCGACCGAGGAGAAGAAGCCGGAGACGGAGGCCGCCCGAGCACAGCCCACCCCGUCAUCCUCUGCCACACAGAGCAAGCCCACACCGGUGAAACCAAACUACGCUCUUAAAUUCACCCUGGCCGGUCACACGAAAGCUGUGUCCUCCGUGAAGUUCAGCCCAAACGGGGAGUGGCUGGCGAGUUCGUCUGCAGACAAACUCAUUAAGAUUUGGGGAGCAUAUGAUGGGAAAUUUGAGAAAACCAUCUCCGGUCACAAGCUGGGCAUAUCCGACGUGGCCUGGUCGUCAGAUUCUAACCUCCUUGUUUCCGCCUCAGAUGACAAAACCCUGAAGAUCUGGGAUGUGAGCUCGGGAAAGUGUCUGAAAACCCUGAAGGGACACAGCAACUACGUCUUCUGCUGUAACUUCAACCCCCAGUCCAACCUCAUCGUCUCGGGCUCUUUUGACGAGAGCGUGCGGAUAUGGGACGUGAAGACAGGGAAGUGCCUCAAGACCUUGCCGGCCCACUCAGACCCCGUCUCGGCCGUCCACUUUAAUCGGGACGGAUCCUUGAUAGUUUCCAGUAGCUACGAUGGUCUCUGUCGGAUCUGGGACACCGCCUCGGGCCAGUGCCUGAAGACGCUCAUCGAUGACGACAACCCUCCCGUGUCCUUCGUGAAGUUCUCUCCGAACGGCAAAUACAUCCUGGCCGCCACCUUGGACAACACGCUGAAGCUCUGGGACUACAGCAAAGGCAAGUGCCUGAAGACGUACACGGGCCACAAGAACGAGAAGUACUGCAUAUUCGCCAACUUCUCCGUCACAGGUGGGAAGUGGAUCGUGUCGGGCUCGGAGGACAACCUGGUCUACAUUUGGAACCUGCAGACCAAGGAGAUCGUGCAGAAGCUUCAGGGCCACACAGACGUCGUCAUCUCGACGGCAUGCCACCCGACGGAAAACAUCAUCGCCUCGGCCGCCCUGGAGAACGACAAGACCAUCAAGCUCUGGAAGAGCGACUGCUAG